Thlaspi arvense is the source of this 3460-nucleotide messenger RNA. NCBI's taxonomy places the organism in Eukaryota, Viridiplantae, Streptophyta, Magnoliopsida, Brassicales, Brassicaceae. The record is from the annotation of a GenBank genome assembly.
UAUAAGGCACCCUUUUCUUGGGCUUCUCAUUCUUCUUAAUCCUCCGUCAAAUCUAAAACCCAUUUAUCAACUUUUUUUCAGUUCAUCUCUACUCGAAAGAAGGAGAAACCGUUUUUUGGUUAGUUAGUCGCGACUUCAUGAGUGAUCGGGCUUCACCGGCGUCGGAGGCAGUUCCGGCGGCUGCGACGGAUAAUGAUGCUGCUGCGGCGUUGACAUUGACACCGGUCGCUCCUGGCCUCCGAUUUCAUCCAAGCGACGAAGAACUCAUUAGCUAUUACUUGAAGAGGAAGGUUCAGAGCAAACCCAUGGCAUUGGAAGUGAUUGCGGAAGUCGAUGUUUACAAGAUCGAGCCCUCUGACUUACCAGAGCAUUCGAGGCUAAAGACAAAGGACCAAGAAUGGUUCUUCUUCAGUGCCAUGGAAAAGAAGAAGGGCAGAAGUGGUUUUAUGAACCGAGCAACGAACAAAGGCUUCUGGAAACAAUCUGGAAAAGACAAGAAAAUCCUGCGAGGAGACAAGCAGUUGAUUGGUACGAUGAAGACCCUCGUGUUCUACAAUGGGCGUUCUCCAAAGGGUCAACACACCAAUUGGAUGAUCCAUGAGUACUGCCUCGCUGAAAAUGACCAAGGCCUUGAGAUUGAUAAGUACGCGUUGUGCAAAGUGAUCCUCAAGAAACACGCCGGGCCACUUAAGGGACACGUGUAUGCACCCUUCUCGGAACAAGAGUGGGAUGACGAUGAUGGUGGAGGAGCUCAUGUUCCAAGCGUUGUGCAUGCCAAUGCAAUCAACGAGAUCCAGCAGGAUAACCACUCGCAGAACAAGAACCUCAACGAUCCCAAAACAGCUGAUAAUGGUGAGCCACUGGCGAAAGAAUGUCUUCCUCUUUGUGGCAUUGACAAAGAAGCUCCACGUCGUCUAAUCGGAUACAAACGCAAGGGAAACUGCAACAACUCGAGCCAAACCACUCAAGACCAUUGUUCCUCCCCAGCAGCAACCGGCGACACUAUAUCUUCCGUUGGAGCAACGCUGGAGGAGAACGUACCAGAACCAGUUGCUACGAUGGUGCCUACAAGCUCUUCCACCGAGCUGAUCAGCGAUAUGGAGAAGAAGAAGGAGCAGAUGUCUGAGGAGAGAAAGACGUAUGAGCUUGAAAAGACGAGGGCAGAACUGAUGAUAAGCCUACUUCAGGAGCAGAUUGAUGCAUUGCGUGCGGAAAACGAGGAGCUGAAGAGGAACAACAGCAACAAGGGACUAUGCUCUUAAAGGGACACAACAACAAAAAGCGCCGAAUCAUGUUGUCUCAGCUUUCUUCUGUCUCAGGAGACCAAGUUAGUAUUGUGAGCUAUGUGGACCUGUUUGGGAACUAUGUGAAUCUAUAAUUGUAAAAAUUAGGCAAAAACAAGUACUAGAAUCUGAGACAUGUAUAUAGUUUUCUCUUUCUUUUUGCUUAUGUUGUUACGAUGUAAAACUCUAUUGGAAAAUCAGAACAGGCAGCUUACAAACACAUCAACAGAUUUGGAUUUGUUUUUUUUUCUUUCUGAUAAAGAAAUUAGUAUUAGAUCGAGCAGGGUUGAGAGUAAUAUCAAUCUUGCACGCUUGUAUAGUAGUAAUUGAUGAUUGAAUCCAAACUUCAGAAUAUAUAGUGGCUCAACAUACAGUCAUCUAACUAACUACUUUAAUAGCAUCAUAUGAAUCCCACACACCCGAGAGUGAAAAUCCAAAACCACUCUGUAACUAUGGUAGUAAAUAAAAAGAAAAGAAAAUGAACUUAGAGAGGAACUUGCCAUUUAUCAACUAAGAAAUAGGAAAAUCCAUUGACAGAAGUUUUGUAACACCACCAUUGUAAUCAUAAAUAACUUGAAAAACAAUACGGAAGGACGUAAUAAAAAGCUUUGGAAAAGAAAAAAACAAGAGGAAAGCAAUAAGAGAUUCUGACAUCACUACCUAUGAGCAAAUCAUUAGGAUCAAAAGGAACCUGUAAAACUGAUUGUCCACCAAAUCCAUAUAAUCAUAAUUCUCUCUUCCAUGCUCUUAUUCUUCAACCAAUCAUGUGUUUUGCUCAAUUCCAUUUUCUCUUCUUUCUUUUUUACUCUGAAUAAAAAAAAACUCUUCCUUUAGUUCUCAGACUCAUUCUUCUUACCUUCUGCAUCUCCUUCCCUCUCUUCAAGCAACCGACCACUCUCUUCAUCAGCUUGCUGAAUCUUCUUCUGAGCCUCUUUAGCCUUCAAGGCCUGCAGUUUCGCGUGAUUGUAGUACGCAACUCCCAAGAACGCGAUCCCGUACCCGAAAAGGUUGAUAGGAGUCACAGUGUCCUUAAUCACAGACCACGAGAACGCGAUCAAGAGCCAAUCCUUAACCACACCAGCAACAUUCAUGGUCAAAGCAGAGGUUUUCCCCACGAGAAGGAACACAGCGAGAUUCAGUGCGAAGGCACAGCACGAAUUCGUCCCGAAGAUGGCGUAAUCGAAGUGGAAGCUUGAUGUGUCUCUGAGAACAGGGAACUCGACGUAGAUCCAUGGAACAAACAGGAAGGCUAAGCAGCAAGGAGCAACGUAGUAGAGAGAAGUGAUGGGGUUAAGAGUGAUUCCUUUGGAAGUGAGUAAGAUCUGAAUCAGCACCAAACGAGUCGCCUCGAACGCAACCGCACCGAGCUGGAGCAACACACCAAAGACAUCGAACCUAGCCUCGCCGUAGGCGGCGAUUGCGACACCGAAGGAGAUGGAGAGCAUGUUGACCAUAGUAUCGGAUUUGAAACCUUCCUUCUUCAGGAGAACGCCGAUCGAGUAAACGGCGACGGGCAUGAGCGCCUUGAGCAUCUGGAUGAAGGAGACGGAGAGGUAAAUGUAGGCGGAAUUGGAGAGCCAGAGGGAGAGAGAGUAGAGGGCUCCGAUCGGGACGACGGAUCUGAGGUAAGUCUCGCGCGACAUUGAAACGGGCUCGACGAAUUUGAAGACCUUGAUGAGGAGGAAAGCUAGGGCUGAGCAGAAGGACAUGUGGAUCAUGGUGAGGGAGAUCGGGAAUGGCCAAUUGUACAUCUUCUUGUCGAGGAUGUAUUUGUUGUACACGAUUACGGUGAAGCUGAGGAAGAUCCAUAUCGCGACGUAGCUGUAGGAGAGGACGAUCUUCUUAAUCACGCUGUCGCUGAGCGUGCCGCCUUUCCCCAUUGCGAUUGGAUUUCUCGUGAAAUUUGAUUCUCCGUGCGACGGUUCCGCGGCGGAGAACGACGGUGGUGGAGGCUGCGCAGAACAAGCGGAGAGAGAGAGAUGAUUGUUGUUAGUGUGUUUGUUUGGUGAGAUCCUGAAUAAAAAGUCUUCGAGCUUUUUAGGAAGAAGUGCCCCAGUUGUGCUCUUCCAUGUCUCUCAGUUAUCGAUUUAUACCGUCGAAAUAUUAAUUUUUAAUUAAACAAUAAUAAUGUGAAGAUAGUAACGAAAACUGAGAGAUGAUCACGAUAUUAAAUUAAG